Molecule: messenger RNA, 2434 nt
Organism: Morone saxatilis (striped sea-bass)
Lineage: Eukaryota; Metazoa; Chordata; Actinopteri; Moronidae
Product: dual specificity protein phosphatase CDC14AB-like
Exons: 14
Coding region: 507-1991 (494 amino acids)
Biological process (GO): cilium assembly; microtubule cytoskeleton organization; regulation of exit from mitosis
Cellular component (GO): nucleolus; mitotic spindle; spindle pole
Molecular function (GO): protein serine/threonine phosphatase activity; protein tyrosine/serine/threonine phosphatase activity
Source: RefSeq, a predicted model, not a curated record
CUGAGCUCUCUGAGUGUUUGCUGGAAUAUUCCGGGAAUCGUUUUAAUUUAGACAUGAAGGGACUGGAUCAUUUGCGGGAAACAGUUCCAAUCAAACAGGGACAGCAGAGGCACCCGAGGGACAGGAGGUGAAUAGUUGGAGGUUAUUUUUUAUUUUUGUAUUUUUUGAGGCUACUUUUGGAGACUUUUUGCGCACCGCAUCUGCCGUGAACAUGGCCACGUAGAGCUAAACAGUUUGUCUGUAAAGGGAGUUAGUGUGACUUUAUUUAGAGUUGGACUGUUUUGAACAGUUCUGAAUGACAGACUUGUCCAAGUUAAAUUAUUGACCUGGUGUCGUGGUAUUUUACGCAGAGGUCGUGAUUUUCUGGACGCAUCUCCAGUGGCCUCAUAACAGAUAACGCAGAAAAAGACAUUUUCAACUUUACAUAGACUGGAGCAGAGGAUUAUUUAUAUUUAAGAGCUAUCUAAACCGGAGAUUUAUUCAGGUAUCGCUUGUUAGUGAGUCAAAUGGCAGAUGACUAUGAACAGUCCGGUGCGUCAGAAUUUAUUAAAGACCGGCUAUACUUUGCCACUCUUCGUGUCAAACCAAAGAAUACAGCCAACACGCACUACUUCAACACGGACGAGGAGUUCAUAUAUGAGAGUUUCUAUGCAGACUUUGGGCCCCUCAACCAGGCCAUGCUGUACAGAUACUGCUGCAAACUCAACAAGAAGCUCAAGUCCUUCACCAUGUCCAGGAAGAAACUGGUCCACUACACCAGUCACGACCAGAAAAAGAGAGCCAAUGAUGCCGUUCUCAUCGGUGCCUAUGCUGUGAUCUAUUUGAAAAGAAGCCCAGAAGAAGCCUACAGGACUCUGAUCUCAGGAAACAACGCAGGCUACCUGCCGUUCAGGGAUGCAGGAGUGGGAGAGUGCUCCUUCAACCUCACUGUCCUCGACUGCUUACAAGGAAUACGCAAGGCAUUACAGCAUGGUUUCUUUGACUUUGAGAGUUUCAAUGUUGAGGAAUAUGAACAUUAUGAGCGAGUGGAAAACGGGGAUAUGAACUGGAUCAUUCCAGGGAAAAUUCUGGCAUUCAGCAGCCCUCACUCUCGCAGUAAGAUAGAGAACGGUUACCCUCUCCACGCACCGGAGGCAUACUUUGCAUACUUUCGACAAAAUGACGUCACAGCCGUAGUCCGUUUAAACAGGAAGUUGUAUGACGGCAGGCGGUUUGAGGAUGCAGGAUUUGAGCACCAUGACCUCUUCUUCCUGGAUGGGACCACGCCCUCUGACCUCAUCGUCAGGCGCUUCUUGCACGUGUGUGAGAGCACUGAAGGAGCCGUGGCUGUGCACUGUAAAGCUGGCCUGGGCCGGACAGGCACUCUGAUUGGCUGCUACCUGAUGAAGCACUUCCGGUUCACUGCAGCCGAGGCCAUCGCUUGGAUCAGAAUCUGCCGGCCCGGAUCCAUCAUCGGCCCCCAGCAGAACUUCUUAGAGGAAAAACAGCACAGUUUGUGGGUCCAGGGUGACGUCCAUCGCUCCAAACAGAAGCUGGUUCAGCAGAGACUGAGUCGACGGCAGCAGCUACAGCAGCAGAGUCAACAGCAGCAGAGUCAACAGCAGCAGCUUCACAGGCCCGACUCUGACGGAGGGAGACAGGAAGCCAUGUCCUGCCUGCUCUCCAGCAUGGAUGACCUGUCAAUCAACACCACCCUUUACAAAUCAUACAGCUUGGAUGAGAGUAACUGUAAGGAAGGCGGUCUAACUCAGGGAGACAAACUAAGAGCACUGAAGGGAAAACGACCACCUCGAUCAGCCUCCUCCUCCUCAAGGUUAAACCUGUCCAAGGCCUCUCAUUGCUCCAUUCUCCCACCCCCUAAGCCCACUAAAGUCCCCCUCUCCUUCUCCUCCUCUAAGAAGCUGAUUCGGAGCUCCUCCUCCUCUGGCACGCAGAUCAGGAGCCCCUUCAGCCUCAGUCUGUUCAGCACCAGGCCUGCCAUCAUUCACUGACUUCACAGUCUGAGCUUCUGCUCAGCCGGCUGAUGAUGAAGUCAAAAACUGGACUGCCAACAUGCUGUGGUUGUCUGGGCCUUAAACAUUUUAUCAACCUUGACAAAUUUUUAAUCUGACAAAGUAACUGCACGGCACCUUUUAAUAUAGAGAUUCACCGAUUCAAGAGCUUUGUAGAGUCAACUCCAAAUAAAGAAACAUAUAUUUCUUUACUGAUAUCAAUAUGUGUAAGGGCUACACCAGCUUUGUAAAAGUGUCGCUCAUUGGACACGAUACUGGCACCAAAACUCAUCUCCAUGUCUCCAGUAGAAUAUAAGUUAAAGAAAAACACAGAAUUGUAGAAAAGCAAUGUAAUUUCACAUACAGGUAAUUAACAAUGAACAAAGCUUAAUUAACUAAUGGGUUUAAUAAUGACAGAACUACAUACUAGUAUGCUGAAACAC